Molecule: messenger RNA, 427 nt
Organism: Cololabis saira (Pacific saury)
Lineage: Eukaryota; Metazoa; Chordata; Actinopteri; Beloniformes; Belonidae
Product: small integral membrane protein 36-like
Exons: 1
Coding region: 125-427 (100 amino acids)
Source: RefSeq, a predicted model, not a curated record
AAGCCUGCUGUCAUUGCGCCGCUCUUUGAGGAGCAGCUCGUCAAAGGUGCCGGUUCCCUGCCCGUCCCCCGCAGGCGCUGGUUCUCGGAAGGCCCGCGGGGCCGCCCAGCAUGAGGCUGGCACCAUGGGCUUUCUGGAGAACUACCAGGAGAUCGACCCGGUCACCCUGAACCUCUGCAUCCUCAUCGCCAGCUACGUCAUCCUGCUCCUGGUCUUCCUCAUAUCCUGCAUCAUGUACGACUGCCGGGGCAAGGACCCCACCAAAGAGUACGCCCCGGACCCGCAGCCCACCCAGUCCCCCAUCCGGCUGGUGGUGAUGCAGAGCUCCUCGGCGCCGCCGGGACGCUGGGACACGGCCAGCAUGGUCACCACCUACCACGAACCGUCGCGCUCCGACUUCAGGGAGAAGAAGAGCACCAUGGUCUGA